Messenger RNA from Spirodela intermedia, 2581 nucleotides. NCBI's taxonomy places the organism in Eukaryota, Viridiplantae, Streptophyta, Magnoliopsida, Alismatales, Araceae. The record is from the annotation of a GenBank genome assembly.
AUGACAUACGAGGAGCAGCUGCCUGAUGAAAUUGCAUCUCCGGAGGUGAAGCUGAGGAUCGGAGACGGGAACGGCGAUUAUGUCUGGUUGGGGGAGGAGUACCCGGAAUCGGGUGUUAUCGAGGGUUUUCAGGGCCGGGGCCCAAAGAGGUGUUGGGCUUCAUUCUGGUGGUGGGUUAAGGUGGUCUUCUCCUGCGUCAGCUUGUUGGUUGUAGGUGCCGUAUUAGCUUUCUGGGGCGGCCCUCUUUUAAUUCACAAGGUAAUUCUGUACUCUUUGCAAAAAUCUAUUUGUCAAUUCGUGAUUCUAUUUUCAAUAUCUAAGUAUCUACUUAAAUAUUUACCUAGAAGAUUGAAACGAGCAUCAUUCUUGAUUGCUAUAAUCUGAACUAAUGUGUGAAUUUGUAUUCCUGGUUUUAUCCAAUGAAGCUUUUGUCAGGCAUCCAUUACACCCAACAAAUAAUCCAGCUAAAAGGAGAAAUUUGUGAGAAUUUUUCAUUAUUGGUGACUUGUCAGAAAGUUUCAUGAGUCGAUCUAUAUCUAGGACUUUAUAUGAAGAUGAUUGCGGAUCCAAUGGUUUGGCGUUGGGCGGGUAUAAGGUGUAAAAAAAGUUGUAUUGAAGUUUUGAAGCAUCAGUACUCGACUUGAUGAUAAUAUCUCCACAUUCCUUGUAAAAAAAAUGUAUAUGUUGUAAUAAUUAGGAUUUUGGAUUUAAUGGGAUGAAAGAGAUCUGCUCAUAAGAUGCGUUACACCUUCCCAACAUCCAGCAGAUCAAUGGAAUUUAGGAUACUCUUUAUCGAAAUUCAUGGGGAAUACACAUUGUGAACUUUUCUGUCAAUGUAACAGUCCACGUAUUUACCUGUCACGAGGUCAGGGUCGAGUGGUACGCUUUGAAGCUGCAGUAGAAAUCAAGAGGUUAAUGAAUCGUUUGUUGAUUUGCAUUAUCUUCGGUGCAGAACGCUCACUAUGGAGAUUUAUUUCUAAAAUUUCUUUAGGACCUUGAAGCGUUUUCUUUGUACGAAAGCCUGAUGUUGUCAUUUUUGGCUGCCUGUCUGAUUAUAUACAUGAUAAAUAGAUUUCUUUUUCUAGAGUCCCUUGCCUGGCCAAAUAUUCUACCAUAUGCAUAAUGCACAAUGCUCGAUGGUGCGGUAGUCUCUGACAUCAUCCAAUUGGAUUAUCAAAUGAUAGUUUAAACUGAUUUAACGCUACUUGUUUCAUGCAUGUGGAUGUCUGCAAUGUCAUUUUACUCUUUCUUUCUUUCUUCUUAAAGCUUAAAUAGUUGUGCCUUUGGAACCUCCUGCUUGCAUUCCGGUGUUAUUAUUUGAAGUCAUUUUAUGAUGGCAUCAUGAUUUGUACAUCUGCGUAUGUCAGUAGAUAAAUAGUGAUAGUGUGGAUUUCGUUGUAAUUUCUCACUGGGAAGAUUAUUCUUCCUCUAGAAAUUAUAACAUUAUAGUGAUUCAGAAAGUCGGUAUCUAAUCAAUGUUUGGAAUAUGGGAAUAUUGCCUUUGUUAUUUCUAUUUCAUAUCCAAUUAUUUUCAGUCACAAAAAAUGGGUGGGUGGAUAUCCACCUGUUUGCCUCAUGCAUGGGAUCCGUGGAGACUCAUUCAAAUCCUUUUCAAUUGAGAAAGUACGUCUGCAUGUAAACUAUUUACACGUUGCUCAUUCUUUCUCAUACUUCGUAUCAGGAAAUGAGUGGGAUUUCAUUUGCUGUUGUGAGAUGGCAUCACCUUGUCGCUUCUUCCUCGUGGUCUAAGUUACGUUUGAGCUCACAUGUUAUCCUUUCUUGGCUCUCGCAGUUGGUGGUUCCUAUUCUGGACUGGGAGAGGACGACGUUUAGGAAACCAAUUCUUGCAUUGUUACUCUUUGCUUCUAUCGCAAUAUUUCCUAUUUUUUUGCUGCCAACCUCACCAUGCAUGUGGGUCGCCGGGAUGACCUUUGGUUAUGGCUAUGGCUUCCUUCUCAUCAUGGCCGCUGCAAGCUUGGGCAUGUCACUGCCAUUCUUCAUCGGCUCCCUCUGUCGCCAUAGAAUACAUGUAUGCCCCCCCAUGGUCUCUUGCUCUCUCUCUCCCCAAUCUCUCUGUUAGAUAGAUUCUCACGGGAGAUCUUCUGCUGCCCCUGUGAACAGCGCUGGCUUGAGAAAUGGCCCAAGAAGGCGGCUAUCAUAAGGCUAGCUGGUGAAGGAAACUGGUUCCAUCAAUUUCGAGCCGUCACUUUGCUCCGCAUCUCUCCUUUCCCAUACUUAAUCUUCAACUAUGCUGCGGUCGCAACAAACGUGAAGUACUGCCCGUACAUCUUCGGGUCGCUGGCAGGAACCAUCCCGGAGACCUUCGUCACAAUAUACAGGUCAGAACUCUCUUCUCCUCCAAUGGCCGGCGCUCAGAAUCCCACCGAGCUAAAUUUGCUUCUGCAGCGGGAUUCUGCUUCGGAAUGUGGCCGACGCCUCUCACGGGAAGGGGUUCCUCUCGGUCGAGCAGAUCAUAUGGGACGUACUGGGCUUCUGCGCCGCGGUCGCCGCCACCAUCGCCAUCACCGUCUACGCCAAGAAGACCCUCCAGCGACUCCAGGCCGAGGAAGAGCUCCUGUAG